Messenger RNA from Glycine soja, 477 nucleotides. RefSeq lists its product as uncharacterized. The record is from RefSeq and is a predicted model, not a curated record. Bases 1 to 477 code for a protein of 158 amino acids. The transcript has a single exon. NCBI's taxonomy places the organism in Eukaryota, Viridiplantae, Streptophyta, Magnoliopsida, Fabales, Fabaceae.
AUGGCUGAAGCUCAUUCAAUCUCUUCUCCCAUGGUUUCUAACUGCAAUUUGUCUAAACAUAGUGUUGAUGCUUUCCAUGAUCCUUUUCUCUAUAGGUCUAUAGUUAGUGCAUUACAAUAUGCUACUCUCACUAGACCUGAAUUUAGUUUUGCUGUCAAUAAGGUUUGUCAAUUUAUGGCUGCUCCUUUGGAUUCUCACUGGACUGUGGUGAAAAGGAUUCUAAGAUAUCUUAAAGGUGCUUUGUUUCAUGGUCUGCUCCUACAGCCUGCUUCUACUAAUAAUCCCUUGGCCAUUCGAGCAUUCUGUGAUGCUAAUUGGGCAUCUGAUGUGGAUGACAAGCGCUCCACCUCCGGGACUGCCAUUUUUCUUGGUCUAAAUUUAGUCUUUUGGUGGUCUCGCAAACAAAAGGUUACUGUCAGGUCUAGUACUGAAGCUGAAUAUCACAGCAUUGCUCAAACUUCCACUGAAUUGACUUAG